This is a messenger RNA of Solanum dulcamara, 4165 nucleotides long. RefSeq lists its product as uncharacterized. The record is from RefSeq and is a predicted model, not a curated record. Gene Ontology annotation, cellular component: plasma membrane; nucleus; cytoplasm. Gene Ontology annotation, molecular function: calcium ion binding; protein binding. Gene Ontology annotation, biological process: endocytosis; endosomal transport. NCBI's taxonomy places the organism in Eukaryota, Viridiplantae, Streptophyta, Magnoliopsida, Solanales, Solanaceae. The transcript has 13 exons. The coding region runs from base 312 to 3803 and encodes 1163 amino acids.
AACAUUUAUGUCAAAAAGGAGAAAAUGAAUAAUUUAAUUGAUGAAGAACAGCAUUCAUUGAAAUGAAAUAACCAGGCUUUGAUCACAACACAGGAAACUACCACGGCGAAUGCACUGUUUUUUCACUUUACCCCAUUCAUCCUCUAUACACUCCCUCCCCCACCGGCACCGGCAAGUCGCCGUCGGCGGACAUUCUAAAACCCUUCUAGUUUUUAUAUCAAACAUUGCUAUAAAUGAUUCGAUAACGAUUGCUUCACUCACAGAUCUAAUUCAGAAACGCAAUUACUCUGGAGCGAUUUCUCAAUUAACUAAUGGCUGCACAGAAUCAGACUCCGAAUAUGGAUCAAUUCGACGCCUAUUUUAGGCGAGCUGAUUUGGAUCAGGAUGGUCGAAUCAGUGGCCCUGAGGCCGUUGCCUUUCUCAAAGGCUCAAAUUUGCCUCAACCAGUCCUCGCUCAGAUAUGGACAUAUGCUGAUCAAAGUCGUACCGGCUUCCUUAGUCGCCAAGAAUUUUAUAAUGCUCUCAAGCUUGUUACGGUAGCACAAAAACGAGAGCUGACUCCAGAAAUAGUGAAGGCUGCACUAUUCACUCCAGCUUCAGCCAAAAUUCCUGCUCCCCAAAUAAACCUUGCAGCCAUACCAGGUCCUCAACCAACUAAUAAGGUUGGUUCUACAGUUCCUCCAGUUAGUGGUGCUACUCCAACAGCAGCUCAAACUUUUGGCGUUAGGGGUCAACAAGGCUUACCAGCUCAGCAAAGUUAUGUGAGGCCUCUAAGGCCCUCAAAUCCUAGCCCUGGUUUCCAAUCUCAACCAAAUGUUUCCGGUCAAGGAAUGCUAGUUGGAAGUACUAUUGCUGCUUCUCGCCCUCCCAGUUCCACUGAUUUAUUUGUCGGUCAGAUUGGUGGCUCACAAGCAGGUGCCAAUUCCCAAGAUCCUAAUACAAGUGUCAGUUCUAGAAGUCAGGAUGCAUUUGGUCUUGCUGUAUUGACAUCAUCUGCACAACAAACCCAACAAGCAACCAUGUCAUCAGUGCAACCAGAUCUAUCAAAGUCAAAUAAUGCAACUUUGUCGCAUGGUAACCUGCCUGAUGCCAAGGUUCCUAAAGCUAUUUCAGUCGCAGGAAAUGGAUUUCCGUCAGAUUCACUCUUUGGAGAUGUUUUUUCAGUUGCAUCAGUUCAACCAAAGCAAAGCUCCGCACCAACUAUGUCUUCAGCUAGUAGCUUAGCAGUUUCAUCAGCCACAGACCGAGCAUCUAUAGGUUCUCAACCUCCUGUAAAGGCUGACUCAGUUAAUUCGCAGACUACACUUCCUCAGCAUCCGGUACACCAGCAUCAGCAAGCUCAUUUGACCGUUAGACCGAACCAACAGGUCCCAGUGCAGAGUUCUGCUGCAAAUCCUAGUGCAGGUAGAAAUUCUCUUCCUGGUCAACCUCAGCUUCCGUGGCCAAGGAUUACACAGUCUGAUUAUCAAAAGUAUAGCAAAGUAUUUAUGGCAGUGGACACAGAUAGGGAUGGAAAAAUUACUGGCGCAGAGGCACGGAGCUUGUUUCUAAGUUGGAAGCUGCCCCGAGAGGUCUUAAAACAGGUGUGGGAUUUAUCAGAUCAAGAUAAUGACAGCAUGCUUUCUUUGAGGGAAUUCUGCAUUGCACUCUACCUGAUGGAGCGACACAGGGAAGGUCGCUCUCUUCCUUCAGUCCUUCCAGCUAAUCUUAUUUUUGACGAGUCACCAUUGCCUGCUUCUGGCCAGCCUACAGGAUCACAUGGUGCGGCAUCUUGGAGAGACACACCAGGUUUCCAGCAAACACAGGGGCCAAGUGGUGCACGGCAAGCGGCUUUUGGUGCUCCAAGGAGGCCUCCACGUCCAGUACCCAUUCCCCAGCCUGAUGAAACUGUGCAGCCUAGUAAACAGAAGCCUAAAGUUCCAGUAUUGGAGAAGCAUCUGAUUGACCAACUUAGCACAGAGGAACAGGAUUCAUUGAACAUGAAGUUCCAGGAAGCAACUGAUGCAGAGAAGAAGGUCAUGGAACUGGAGAAGGAAAUUUUAGAGGCCAAAGAAAAAAAUCAGUUCUACCAUGCCAAGAUGCAAGAAAUAAUUUUAUACAAAAGCCGAUGCGAUAAUAGACUAAAUGAGAUAAGUGCAAGAACUUCUUCUGACAAAAGAGAGGUUGAAUUACUGGCUAAAAAAUAUGAAGAGAAAUACAAGCAGGCUGGAGAUGUUGCUUCUAAAUUGACAAUUGAGGAGGCCACGUUUCGGGAUAUUCAAGAGAAAAAAAUGGAGCUGUAUAAAACAAUUGUCAAAAUGGAUCAAGAUGGUAAAACUGAUGGUAUCCAGGACCGUGCUAGUAAGAUUCAGGCAGACCUCGAGGGGCUAGUGAAAACUUUGAAUGAACGCUGCAAAACUUAUGGGCUACGGGCCAAACCAACUACUCUGCUUGAGCUUCCAUUUGGUUGGCAACCUGGCAUCCAAGAGGGGGCAGCAGACUGGGAUGGAGAGUGGGAUAAAUUUGACGAUGAAGAAUUCACAUCUGUGAAAGAGCUCACCCUUGACGUACAAAAUGUCAUUGCCCCUCCUAAACCAAAAUCUUCACUGGUUCGGGAGAAAGCAUCUUCUUUGAAUGACCAUGAUACUGGAAAAACAUCUGCUGAUGCUGCCACUGAUGAAAAGUCAGAGAAGUUGCCAAGCCCUGUAAAAGCCAGAGCGAUGAGUGAUGUGGAGACUGCCCAUACAGCAAGAAGUUCAACUAAUAGUCCAACCAGGAGUAAUGCAGUUGAGAGUCUGUCAAGGGAAUUUGAAGAAUCAGUGAAUAGGAAGGACAGUACUUUUGAUGGUUCUCCCCAUGGUGCCCAAAGUGAACACUGGGGAGCUGAAUCUGUGUUCUCUGGGGACAAAAGUUAUGAUGAAUCUGGUUGGGGUACAUUUGAUACAGACCAUGAUGCAGGUGCUGCGUGGGACAUUAAUGCUGCUGCUAAGGAUUCUCGUGAUGAGAAGCACAGGGAAACUUCUCUUUUUGACGACGACGACUGGGGCCUAAGGCCCAUAAAAACAGAAUCCACAAAUUCCAGCAACUCACUCCCGAAGCAAGCCCUAUUUUUCGAUUCUGUUCCAAGCACCCCUAGUUAUAAUACUGGGUUCAGUUACUCAGAGAACCAGUUCCCAAAGAAAAGCCCAUUCUUUGAUUCUGUUCCAAGCACACCAAGUAACAACUCUGGAUUCCCACAGGGAGACAACUUGUUCUCUAGGCGAAGUCCCUUCUUUGAUUCUGUUCCCAGCACACCAGCCUAUAAUGCAGGUGGCUCGCCAGUUGCUGACAACAUGUUCCAGAAAAAGAGUCCAUUUGCCUUUGCGGACUCGGUUCCAAGCACACCUAUGUAUAGCUCUACCAACUCACCUCGAAGAUCCAAUGACAUGUCUGAAGAUCACUUGAACAGCUUUUCCAGAUACGAUUCAUUCAACAUGCACGAUGGUGGCCUCUUUGGUAGUCGUGAGUUUUCAAGAUUUGAUUCCAUGCGCAGCACCAGAGACUCUGAAUACGAUAAUGGUUCAGUUCAGCAGCGUGACUCAUUUGCUCGGUUUGAUUCAUUCCGCAGCACAGCAGACUCUGAUUAUAAUUUUGGAGCCUUUCCAGCUCGCGAGACACUAUCAAGGUUUGAUUCCAUCCGUAGCACUAGGGACACAGAUUAUGGUCAUGGUUUCCCAUCUUUUGAUGAUGCAGAUCCAUUUGGGUCUCAUGAACCAUUUAAGACAUCAGCAGAGAGUCAGACACCAAAGAGAGAUUCUGAUUCUGAUAAUUGGAAAGCAUUUUAAUAUGGUAAUGGAUUUCCUUACUCUGGAUGCGGUCUCUUUCUCUUUUCUUUCUUCCCUUCAUUUAAAACUGUUUUCGGCCAGGUUUUUAGGUUGUAGGGAUAGUGAAUUGGUUGUGAUUAGAUAGUCUUUCUGUGUGGUAUUAUUUCAUUCCUUAAUAUUAUUUCAUUUAGCUGGUAUUUUCUUCUUUUUUUAGCCGUUUUUUUUUUUUUUUUGACCUUUUCCUUUCUCGCAUUAAUUCUUCGAACGUCAAGGUGAACAGAACUUAUGUUGUGUUCACCCAUACCCAUAUUCAAUGUAUAAAAACUUGUAAAAUGGUCUUUUCAUUUUUGUUAACUGCUAUUUGUGAGAUAAUCUAGUCUCGA